Molecule: messenger RNA, 1920 nt
Organism: Centrocercus urophasianus (Greater sage-grouse)
Lineage: Eukaryota; Metazoa; Chordata; Aves; Galliformes; Phasianidae
Gene: STEEP1
Product: STING1 ER exit protein 1
Exons: 7
Coding region: 330-998 (222 amino acids)
Source: RefSeq, a predicted model, not a curated record
UGUGUAACGGAGCUCAAGAGCAAACAGCUUCUGUCUCUGCCGGUGGGGGUGUUAGGUGCGGCCCAUCUUCCUCAGCUUCACCCUCACGCUUCAUCUGCGGACGGGCUAAGGAGAGCCCGGCCUGCCCGUGCCGCCGUUCCUGUUCCCCUCUCCCUCCGCACUGUGGGCAGUCCCGCCGACUCGGGCGACAGCUCAGAGCUGCCGGAAAUCGUGCCAGAGCUACCGGAAGUCGUGCCGGAGCUACCGGAAGUCGUGCCGGAUCUACCGGAGGUCUCGCGUAGACUGCGCCUGCGCGCUGGCCUCAGAGCUCCCCGUCCCCCGCCGUCGCCAUGCCGAAGGUGGUAUCGCGCUCCGUCGUCUGCUCCGACACCCGCGACCGCGAGGAGUACGACGAUGGCGAGAAACCGCUGCACGUCUACUACUGCCUGUGCGGGCAGAUGGUGCUGGUGCUGGACUGCCAGCUGGAGAAGCUGCCCAUGCGGCCGCGGGACCGCGCCCGGGUGAUCGACGCCGCCAAGCACGCGCACAAGUUCUGCAAUGCCGAGGAGGAGGAGACCGUCUUCCUGCGCAGGCCCGAAGGCAUAGAGCGGCAGUUCAGGAAGAAGUGUGGCAAGUGUGGAUUACUGCUUUUCUACCAGCACCAACAGAAGAAUGCGCCGGUGACUUUCAUUGUCGAUGGUGCUGUGGUCAAGUUUGGACAGGGCUUUGGGAAAACCAACAUAUAUACUCAGAAGCAAGAACCUCCCAAAAAGGUGAUGAUGACCAAACGGACCAAAGACAUGGGCAAGUUCAGCUCUGUUACUGUUUCCACAAUCGAUGAAGAAGAGGAGGAGAUCGAAGCAAGGGAGAUUGCAGAUUCCUAUGCACAGAAUGCAAAAGUGAUUGAGAAACAGCUGGAACGCAAAGGAAUGAGCAAAAGAAGGCUACAGGAGUUGGCUGAGUUGGAAGCCAAGAAAGCCAAGAUGAAAGGAACACUGAUUGAUAACCAGUUCAAAUGAAGCACUCCACAUCUGCUGUGUCUUUGGAGACAAAUGAAGCGACCAGAAACUAUGCAGGUCUGUCAGCAAAGACAGCAUUCAACAAGCUUGGAAGAUGACUCUCUCUCCGGUGUAGUUGGUACUCUGCUAUGAAUUUCAGUACUUGGAACAGCACUAGAAACCUUGUGGAAACUGAAUCUCUACACAAUGGCAAGCUGUUGCAGCCAGAAAAUCUUUGCUGGGUGCCUUUGUGAGUUCAGUGCACUUUUAAGUACUUGUCUUUUCAUUUUGAUGGUUUUGAAAUGUGUAAGAAACCCAUAAAUGUAUUAGACAGGUCAACUGUAUAGCAAAAUCAUUACAGAAGUGAGCUUUGUUCACUGGGAUAAUUUAAAAUGCAUCCAAAACAUGCAGCAUUCUUAGAGGCGUGCCAUUUCAGGGCAGGCUGGAAUGGCUCAGGAGGUUUGGGGCUACGAGCAGCAGGCAGGCUGUUGCAGGUAACCAGUACAUGCUUGGCCAUGGCUCUAAUUCUUAGCCACUGUUGAACACUGGAAAACUGCAGCUGUAUGGAAUUACACUGAUGGCUAUGGGAACAUGAAAUCCAGCCCUGUUUUAUACUGCUGAAAACAAAACCUGCCAGAGUAUUACACCUCCCAGGAGUAUAAAUGUGUUGCUGGAAAGUACUGAUGUGACUGCUGAUCAUUGAAAGCAGAGUUCACUUGCAUCUCUGAAUUCAGCAGCUGUUGGAAUUGUAGAACAAGAAGAAAACUGUUUUCAAUACAUUGACACUUAGAGACUUGGACAAAGACAAUGUUAAGAAUCGCUGCAUGAAAUAACUUGUUUGGGAAACAGGUUUUUUUAAUCUUAUGUGAUGUAAUAACAGUGGUCCCUAGCCUGUGUCACUGUUACUUGGGAUUAAAUGCCAUUUAGUGGAUCUGAACUAAAA